UCACCCGGAAGCGCGCCCACACCUCCCGGAACCGGAACCGACACCGGGGCUGUCCGUGAGGGCACCGCCUCGCCGGUACCGGGCCCUCGCAGCCGGCUGGGCCCGGCUCAGUGCGGAGCUCCCCAGUCCCGCUGCCACCCGCCGGCCUGGCCGUCACGGGUGGUUUGCCCACACUCCUGCGAGGAGGCAGUUGGCUUCGGGGACUGCUCAAUAAGCUCCCCGUCAUUUUCCCUUAGUUCCUGCGCUGCCAGCCCCAUCGCCAUGGCCUCAGGCUCCGGAGCUGCACCCAAGGGUGCUGCAGGAGCCAAGAGCACGACGCUGAAGAGGUGCCUUGACGUGCUGCGAGACGCCAGCAGCGACAGCGAGCAGUUUGCUGCUUUGCUUUUGGUGACCAAAGCAGUCCGAGCUGGAGAAUUGGACUCAAAGACCCGUCGGCAGAUCUUUGACGCAAUUGGAUUCACGUUUCCAAAUCGCCUGCUGACCUCCAGGGAGCCCCCGUCAGGCUGCCCCGAGAACACCUUCAGGGCACUUGGCCUUACUCUGUUGGCAUGUUUCUGCACUGAUCCGGAGUUAGCUGGGCAUUCCCAGAUCCUGAACAAAAUCCCAACCUUCAAUGACAUCCUGGUUUCUCCCUGUAAUCCAGACAGCACUUCUAUGAUCGAUGAUGCAUACCAGUGCCUGACUGCCAUCAUGGCCACUCCCAGGGGUCCCAGAGAGCUGGUGACCAAAGGAACGGUGGCUGCCCUCUGCCACGCCUAUGUGAAUGGCAAUUAUGGCUCUGACCGUGCCUUGACGCUGCUCUUGGGGCUGCUGGCUGUAGCAGAGGUGAAGUGCUGGCAGCGAGAUGCUCCACACCUCCUGGCCGUGCUGAGCAAGCUCUCUGAAGAGUUUCUCAAGGCUGAAGACAUGACUAAAUUUGAGCUGUGCGAGCUUUUGCCUCACUUUAUCCCCCUCUCAUCACCGCUCACACGGGACUCAAAGGGCUCUGAGUGCCUCCAUAGAAUUUACAAAGGGCUGGCCAAAAUUUUGGGCAGUAAACUCAGCCAUUCACAGCGGGACCCUUCUCUGAAGCUUGCUGCCUGCCUCAUGCAGGCCUGUGGGUCAGAGUGGAUCCCAGCAGGGAGUACUGGUAGCAAGUUCCUGGCCUUGCUGGUGAACUUGGCUUGUGUGGAGGUCCGCCUGACCCUAGAGGAGCCAGAUCCCAUGGAGACGGAGGGGAAGAAAGAAGUUGUAACAGCCUGCUAUGUCCUCAUGGAGAUGGGCAUCCAGGAGUGUCUGAAAGAAGAGGAAUCGCUGCUGGAAGAAGCACAGAAAAUGCAGCUCAUCAGGAUCAUGGAGGAAGCAUUUGGAGCUAUAAUAUUUUACUUGAGGCAGGUUAAAGAGGAGGAGCUGCAAGACCCUUUCAUAUUUGCUUCUGUUCGAAUCCUUGGAGCCUGGAUGGCAGAAGAGACGUCUGCCCUCAAGCAGGAAAUCUGUGAGCUGCUGCCUUUCCUCGUUUGUUACGCCAAGAAGCUUUUCAAAGAGAGCGGCACAGCUGAGGGUCUUCCCCAGACGGUUGGGGUGCAGGCUGGGCUGGCCAGCACUGAAGGCUCUGUCUUACCCCAGGAUGCUCUGAGAUUUCUGCUGCCUGGCUUUUGCCAUUUAACAGCCGAGGACAGGCCCAGAGAUAUCCUCAUCUCAGAAGGGGCACCGGCGCUGCUGUGUGACUACUUCCUGCAUCAGUGGAAGGUGCUGACCUCCGAGCCUGAGUCCCUAACUUCCCUGACAAGCACUGAAAUGAGUCUACAGACUGCGUGUGGGAUUUUCCUUAACCUGGUCGUGACUGCUCCAGACCUCAUCAGGCAAGAGAAAACCUUUUGCUCCUUGAUGGACACGUUGCUGAAGUCUCUUCCGUUUCUGCUGCCUCAGAAGGAUCACCUGGUUCUAGCAGCCAACGUUGCCACUCUGGGCUUGAUGAUGGCCAGGGUCCUCGCAAGUUCAGCAGUUCUUCAGGGAACCCAGUCUGCCAAGGAGUUUUUCGGAGCCACCAUUCGCUUCCUGUCAGAGGCCCACAUAGCCCAAGCAGACCCCAGCAGCCACCACUUGGCCUUGGCCGUGUCCCCUGCCUACACAAGUGCCUGGGGUGACAUCCGUGAGCUCUGGUUCCUGGGGAUGCAGGCCUUGGCCGGCUGCGUGCCGCUCUUCCCCUGGCUGCCACAAGCUGUCCUCCAGGCGCGGUGGCUGGAAGGUCUCUCGGAGGUACUGACGCGCGUUGCUCCGGCCUCGGUGGAUUUUGAACUCGUUGCUGCUUUCCAGGGUGUGCUCGUUGAGCUGGUCAGAGCCAGCAAGCCGUGCAGGGAAGUGAUCCUGUCCCACCACGGGGAGGAGUGGGCCAACCUGUACGGUAUGGCAGCUUUGGAACAGUGUCUGUCUGAGCAGCAGAGCUCAACAGGAUUUGUUCUAUCCAGAACCCGACGUGAAGAACUGUUGCUGCCUCAGAACAUUUCAAGAUGUCCCUGCUUGACCUUCUGUCAGUACUUUGUUUUAAAAACAGCCCAUUGUAUUAUUAAAGAGGUUUUCUAUUGCAUCAUUUUUCAAACUCACGCGGUGCUGGGAUUUAUUUCUGCUCGGGGCCCUGGGAGAGAUCCCUUCAGAAUGUCACCUUUCCUUCUGUCAAAGGCCUGUGUGUUGGUAAAGUAGCUUGGCACUCCAAGUCUGCAGAAGGCAGGAACAUGAAGAGCUUUAAAAUUUACUGAUGAGCAUAAUUCCAUAAUUUGGCACAGCUGUCCCCUUCUGUUCUGGGGGUGUCCAAAGGCCCUUUAUGUGUUCAUAUCCAUGACUAGUGCCAUCACCUCACACUCACGCCUAGGAAGAAAGCCCUUGGAGCACCACUUGCUGCCCUGUAAAACACCUGCACAAAGCCCAACCCUGAUUUGUGGUGGUUGCUCACGCUCCCUCUUGCAGCAGGGAUGGGAUGUGCAGGGAGAGUUUUCUGGUCUUGUAGGGAAACCUGCAAAGACCUUGGCUCGCUGUAGAGCCUCAGACAAGGAUUAAGAAACAGAAACUGAUGAAUUGUACCCCACUGUCUCCUUGCAGACUCUGCAGAAGAGGAAGGCCAGAUGUAAAAACAUAUGUAUGGUGUACAUCACUUGCACCACUGGCUUUGCAACCUGGGCUGUCAGCCCUAGGGUGCCCUGUGAGCCUGAAAGCAUAAAUAAAUAAACAAACAAACAAACAAACAAACAAACAAAAAAAUAGCAGCCUGGAUGGAGAGGUGGUUCGAGCUGGGCUGAUUCAGCCAAGCCCAGAGCUCCCUGCUCGGGCUGCAGCCGGGCACGGCGAGGCAUUUCCACCAGGUGUCACCCUAAGAGCUCUUUGGGAGAGGCAUCGUCAGCGGGGACCGGGUCUGGCAGGCAGGACAGACACACGGCCCUGACCCCGACUGCCUGCAAAGCCGUGGGGAGGGGGGACCCGUGGAAUUGCCUGACUGAGAGAAAAAAACAAGCGAGGAGCUGUCUCAAAAAGAGGGCUGCCACUGGGAGUAUUCCUGCUAAAUACCAUAUUUUUAACUCACCAUUUCAUGCAAGCAAAUGCCUUACAUAACCAGAGAGGAGGCGUCUGCUGUUGCUCGGAAAAAGUAUGUUUCUGAUCUUUCCAGCUCAGCCCUGAAAAGUUAAUGCAAGUUGAAACAAGGGUAGGUGCUACCAGCAGAAAGCAAUGCAAGCCAAACAAGCAAAUGAGGCUCCUGGACUUGGAAAAGAGCAUAACUGAGCACGCGUGGGCUGGAAGCCUCGUGCUGCCAAGAACAGCUCAUCCCUGCAACGCAGCGAACUUCAAUGCGUUGGAACAGUCAGAAAUACACUUCAGAUCGUAAGAAGAAGAAAUAAAAACAUUCAAACAC
Oxyura jamaicensis (ruddy duck) is the source of this 3880-nucleotide messenger RNA. RefSeq names its product neurochondrin (gene NCDN). The record is from RefSeq and is a predicted model, not a curated record. The coding region runs from base 262 to 2679 and encodes 805 amino acids. Gene Ontology annotation, cellular component: dendrite. Gene Ontology annotation, biological process: regulation of neuronal synaptic plasticity; neuron projection development. The transcript is spliced from 8 exons. NCBI's taxonomy places the organism in Eukaryota, Metazoa, Chordata, Aves, Anseriformes, Anatidae.